Molecule: messenger RNA, 2801 nt
Organism: Canis lupus familiaris (dog)
Lineage: Eukaryota; Metazoa; Chordata; Mammalia; Carnivora; Canidae
Gene: CA13
Product: carbonic anhydrase 13
Exons: 7
Coding region: 59-847 (262 amino acids)
Cellular component (GO): cytoplasm
Molecular function (GO): zinc ion binding; carbonate dehydratase activity
Source: RefSeq, a predicted model, not a curated record
GCCCCGCCCGCCGCCUCUCGCGCUGCCCCGCAGCUCCGCCGCCUCCCACCCGAGGACCAUGUCGCGGCUCAGCUGGGGAUACGGCGAGCACAACGGUCCUAUUCAUUGGAAUAAAUUUUUCCCUAUUGCUGAUGGGGAUCAACAAUCUCCGAUUGAGAUUAAAACCAAAGAAGUGAAAUAUGACUCUUCUCUGCGACCUCUUAGUAUCAAAUAUGAUGCAAACUCAGCCAAAAUCAUCAGUAAUAGUGGCCAUUCCUUCAGCGUUGACUUUGAUGACACGGAGGACAAAUCAGUUCUACGUGGGGGUCCUCUCACUGGAAGCUACCGCUUGCGACAGUUUCACCUUCACUGGGGGUCUGCUGAUGAUCACGGCUCUGAACACGUGGUGGAUGGAGUGAGAUACGCGGCAGAGCUCCAUGUCGUUCAUUGGAAUUCCGACAAAUACCCCAGUUUUGUUGAGGCAGCUCACGAGCCAGAUGGACUAGCUGUCUUGGGAGUAUUUUUACAGAUCGGUGAACAUAAUUCUCAACUGCAAAAGAUUACUGAUAUUUUGGAUUCUAUUAAAGAAAAGGGCAAACAAACUCGAUUCACAAAUUUUGAUCCACUAUCUCUGCUCCCUCCAUCCUGGGACUACUGGACAUAUCCCGGUUCCCUGACAGUCCCGCCUCUUCUUGAGAGUGUCACAUGGAUCGUUUUAAAACAACCUAUAAAUAUCAGCUCUCAACAGCUGGCCACAUUCCGCACUCUCCUCUGCACAGCGGAGGGCGAAGCAGCGGCCUUUUUGUUGAGCAACCACCGCCCACCACAGCCUCUGAAGGGCCGAAAAGUGAGAGCUUCUUUCCAUUAAAAGUCACCAGCUGACCACUGCAAACAUGUCUGUGGAGAAAAAAACAAAACGCAAAAAUCCCUGCUAACAGCUCUUUCUUAGAAUUCUGGCUUAUGGGUACCAUAUUGCUUUCAGCUUCAGCACCCGAAAGAAGCUCAGAUCUCUGCAAUCAAACUAACUUAACUCAUCCAUCUCAGAUUUCCACUCAUCAGGACUCAAACGGUAAACAUUGUUUGAUGUGUGUUAAAACCUACAAAAUACAAUCUUUUACUACCUGUGUGGGAACAUGGCAGGCAUUGCACAACUUCCUAAAACAUUAAAAAAUUUUCCCUUGCCCUAGAGAUUGAAUCAGUCAUAUCUCUCAGCAAUGUUUGGUGAAAAAAAUUAAAAUCUUUUCCAGAAUGAUAAGAUCAUGAUAUCUUUUUCCACACAAAGGAGUCUUAAUGUCUCGAUAUCAUUCCAAUUCAUAAAACGUUGAUAAUAUUUCCUUUUAAAGGGAGUUUUUGUUUUGAUUAUGUUGUUGAUUCUCAUUGCAUGGUACCUUUAAUAGAAUGAACAAUCUGAGCAUUCUGGGGGGUGGGAUAUAACUACUCACUGUGUCUGUUCCACAACUCAAAAUUAACCUAUCCAAUUUUGGUGGGCAAUUCCUCAGGAUAUGAAUGACUGCUUAAACCUUAAUGAGUUAUGCCCUAUAUCACAUUCGUGCAGUAAUGUUAGUGAUAACCAGGUUGAUAAUUGACCAGAUGCAGUGCUUGCCAGUUUAUUGACAUAGUUUGAAACUAACAGAUUGCAAGGUACCAGGCUGGUGGUGCAGCCCAAGGGCAUGAUGAUGAAUGGGUUGCUUACUUUUCCCCUUGUUUUGGCACAGAGCAGGGAGCAAUCCUGUAUAGGUUACUGUUCUGUCAAGUGGUGGAAAAUAUUUACUUGAGUCUCAUAUAAGUAUACAGUCAGCUCACAAACCCUUCAACCCAUUUCCAUGGCAAAGUUCAUCUCCCUUUUUAUCCAUGUCCCUCAAUCUCACAAGUAAUUUUAUAAGUUGGCUGUUGAUAUUCACUUUAACCUGUUGCCUCUUAUGUAUUUUUCUUUGUUUUUGGUGAAGGAGGAUGGUGAGGGUCCUUUCACUCUCUCUGGUGCAAGUGGAGUGACACCAUUAAUUUAACCACGUUUAAGGCUUGGACACAGAGUACACUUCUGUCUUCUGAGAGAAGUUUAGCUGAGUUUCCUUGAUUUUGUUAAUUUGUUUCAAACACCAUUCCUCCUCUGAAUGUAGAUUUUGAUAUCUUAAAUUAUUGUAAUAGUUUUCUUGAUAGGAUAACUGAGUGUCAGUAAAUUAUAUGAUAAUGCUGUACUCAGUUGCAGAAGAUAAGCUCCUGAAGUCUAACUGGUCAUUUCUGUUUUCCCUCAUGUAGCUUAAGCCUUGCAGGAGAUUGCCAUCUCAUAAAUCUUUAAUGAACUGAAUCUUUUAAACUAUUUUAUUUGAUGUCUUCGGUAAUUAUCUCGCAGCUUGUGAUUAAAUGCACCAUCAGUUAAUGUAACAAGUAAAAUAUAAGUUAUCUCUUAAAGGUGGUUUCUUCUGAAAGGAAUAAUUUAUUAAAUCUACUUGUGUAACCAGAUGUUUUAAAAAUACCAAUGUUGAAUGGGAAGGUGUUUCUUUAGUUUGGAAAGACAUGUUGUGAGGUAUCCUAGUCACAGAAAGAAGUCUGUUUCCUCAGAGAAGGUAGUUGUUCUGUUUGAAGGGGUGUGUAACGAGGAUUCUAGUUACUUUGCAUGAGAGUUUUUACGUUGUAAUUUAGGGUUUCUGCUACAAUAUUGCCUCAGUUCCAUGCUACAAAUUGGACUUUAGUAGACUAAAAGUCAACAUAUCACUCAUUAUCUUGAAGACUGUCUGCUAAUUUAUUUAUCUCUUAGGGGCAAAAGAUCUAAGUGUAUGUUGAAGUUGUUAUCUCUUAAAAAGAUUAAAGAGUAUAAAUACUAA